Aplosporella prunicola CBS 121167 is the source of this 903-nucleotide messenger RNA. RefSeq lists its product as uncharacterized. Gene Ontology annotation, molecular function: oxidoreductase activity, acting on the CH-OH group of donors, NAD or NADP as acceptor. NCBI's taxonomy places the organism in Eukaryota, Fungi, Ascomycota, Dothideomycetes, Botryosphaeriales, Aplosporellaceae. Bases 1 to 903 code for a protein of 300 amino acids. The record is from RefSeq and is a predicted model, not a curated record. The transcript is spliced from 4 exons.
AUGGCGGAAGCACCCACAGGCACCACAGCCGCAGCGCCGCUGCCGCCCUCAACAGCAGCGCCCUACCCAGCAACGACGCUGCUGGGGCACCUGCCGCGCCUGCACAACAAAGUGGCGCUGGUGACGGGGGCGUCGAGCGGGCUGGGGCGCGCCAUCUGCCUGGCGUACGCGUCGCACGGCACGCGGCUGAUCGUGUGCGCGGACCUGAUGCCCGAGCCCGCGCUCGGCGUCGACAUCAACACGCUGCCCACGCACGACUUGGUCAAUGACCGCUUUGGCGUCGACAAGGCCGUUUUUGUUCGCUGCGAUGUCGGCGAGGCGGGGGAUGUGCUUGCCGCGGUUGAGACGGCGGUUAAGCUUGGCGGGAGGCUGGAUAUUAUCGUGAAUAAUGCGGGCAUAGGAACGAAGACUCCUCAUGUGCGCAUUCAUGAAGAGGAUGAUGCUCUGUUUGACAGGAUGCUGAGAGUAAACCUACGCGGCGUCUACCUCGGAUGCAAGUACGCUUGUGCGCAGUUCCUCAACCAGAUCCCCGACGAGACCGGACGCAAAGGCUGGAUCGUGAACGUGGCGAGCAUGCUCGGCUUCGUCGGGAUCCGCGGCGGCGCCGGCGCGUACUGCGCGUCCAAGGGCGCCGUGCUGAACAUGACGAGGCAGAUUGCGCUGGACUACGCGGCGGACAAGAUCCAUUGCAAUGCCCUCUGUCCGGGCUUCACCAAGACUUCUCAGACGCGUGAGAACUACAGUAACCCAGAGGUCAAUGCGCUGAUGACUUCGACAACGCCCUGGGGCGAGUGGGGCAAUGUGACGGACGUUGCCAAGGCCGCUGUGUUCUUGGCUUCGGAUGAUGCAGCGUGGGUUACAGGCGUGGGAUUGCCGGUUGAUGGAGGGUAUUUGGCACAGUGA